GGGUGGGGGGUGAAUCCCGCCGGACAAGGAGGACUCUGAGAAGGUGUUCUCUCUGCCCUCAACGCGUCCUCUCUGAACACAACGCGCGCGAGGUGUGAGGCCGUCCGCUGCCCCUGCUCUCGUCGUGCUCUCGUCGUGGAAGCUACUGAGAUGACGCCAGGGGUGUCUGUCGAGCACUUGUUACUGUAGGUGGAUGUUCGGUGCGUCCUCGUCCUGCGCUCUCGUCCCCGCAGGUGCGUCUUCGCCCAAUCCUCCGUAGGAAGAGACCCGUGAGAGGCUAGGCCACAUCCACACACCGCAUGCAGCACUCAUGGCAACCCACCCCUCAAACUCCACGACGGCCGCACUGGUGGUCAUCUCCGUCAACGGCAACCACGGCUCCACACACGACUUUGACAACUUCGCCCUUUCGCUGCCCCAGCAAGCCGCCAACGAAACACUUCCGCCAGUCUUCCACCUGCAGUCAACUACCAGUCAGGGAUGGCAGACUCACGACGGCAUCGUCAUGAUGGCCACCCGCGCCGCAAAGGAGGCUGUUACCUGGAUGCGCGAGAAUGUACUGCCGAACAUGCCAAAGGGGGAUGGGGACGUGAGGUGUAAGUUAUACCUCUCUGUCGUAGGUCACAGUCUCGGCGGGCUCAUUGCACGGUACCUGAUCAAACUGCUACUGGAGGAUGCCUCGCCGACGAACUCGCAUACCUCCCUGCUCCAUCUUCUACCGUCGGACGAUACAAACAUCACACUACACCCAUUGACCUUCAUGACAGUCUGCACCCCGCACCUCGGCUCCCGCCGCACGACCCUCAACCACUGGACCGCCCCCUUCUUCCGCUCCAUCGUCGCCAACUACCUCAAAUUCGCCGCAGGAACCACCGGAAAAGAACUUUAUAUGGUCGACGGCGACCGACUCCCGAACACAUCCAAUGACGACGAAUGGUCCGAUGACCCCGCGGUCCCACUACUCCUUCGCAUAUCCCACCCACGAUCCACGUAUGUAGCUGCUCUCAAACGAUUUCAAAUCGUCCUGAUCAGCGCGAUACAAAACGACAUUCCCGUCGGUUACCUUUCUGCCGCCAUCACCGCCAUCCACCCGUACCCGGACCUGCUCGCACACCCAGAGAACGCAGGAGGGGUGAAGAUCGUCGGCGUGUCGGGCUUUACCGCCACAAUACCUGCUCAAAAAUGCACGCUUCUGAGCGAAUCCGAUGCCAGCAGCGAUACCCUGCGUGCGUUCUGGAUGAAGGAGUUGUUUACACAUACAUACUUGGAUGAUACGCCAAUAUUGACUCCUCAAACCGUCGAACUCGCACCCUCCGUCUACACCUCUUUCCCCACCGACCAGACGGAAACGGAAACGGAUUUCCCAUCCCUAACCCCCAUCGAUGCGCGCAAGACCACACUCCUCCUGUACACCCUGCACGCCUCCCUCCCCCCUCUCACGAUCCGCCGGAUGGACCUUGACUUCCGGCUAAGCAACCCGCUGGCGCGGUUGGCGACGCAUGCGCUUGCGGUGGGAAAGGCGGAGGGUGGGUGGUUGAAUGUGGAGGGGGGGAGGGUUGCGAGGGUAGUGGGGGAGCUGCUGGCGCGGAUUGUUUUGUUGGACUAUGUUCGGAUGAGGAGGGAGGGAGGGGUGAGGUGUAACGAGGUCGGGUAGAAAGGAGGGACGCUGGAACGAUAGGGACACCGGUUGACGACCGCCUAAAUGAGUUCUUUACCCCGCCUGCUGGUUGACACCUGCCUACCGCUACAUCACAAUCGAAGGCCACCAGGCCACUCGGACAUGUUCCUAAUUAAGACUCGACGCGACACCCCAAACUUUAUCCAUGUACAAAGUGGACAGGAACCCAAUCGACUCGA
This is a messenger RNA of Fimicolochytrium jonesii, 1857 nucleotides long. RefSeq names its product putative serine esterase-domain-containing protein. The record is from RefSeq and is a predicted model, not a curated record. The transcript has 2 exons. Lineage: Eukaryota; Fungi; Chytridiomycota; Chytridiomycetes; Spizellomycetales; Powellomycetaceae. Bases 311 to 1654 code for a protein of 447 amino acids.